Pseudonaja textilis is the source of this 336-nucleotide messenger RNA. Lineage: Eukaryota; Metazoa; Chordata; Lepidosauria; Squamata; Elapidae. The record is from RefSeq and is a predicted model, not a curated record.
GAGAAACCCUUUGAAUGCGGUGACUGUGGGAAAAGUUUCAGUCAUAAUUCCAACUUAGUUCAACACCAGAGGACUCACACAGGAGAGACACCCUUUAAAUGUCCUCAUUGUGGGAAAGGUUUCAGUCACAAUACCAGCUUGGUUCAACACCAGAGAAUUCACACAGGAGAGAAACCAUUUGAGUGUACUGACUGUGGGAAAAGUUUCAGUCACAAUUCAAGAUUGGUUGAACACCAAAGGAUUCACACAGGAGAGAAACCUUUUGAGUGUCCUGACUGUGGGAAAAGUUUCAGUCAUAAUUCCAGCUUGGUUCAACACCAGAGGAUUCACACAGGA